This is a messenger RNA of Ictalurus punctatus (channel catfish), 3284 nucleotides long. It is a transcript of the gene jam3a, whose product is annotated as junctional adhesion molecule 3a. NCBI's taxonomy places the organism in Eukaryota, Metazoa, Chordata, Actinopteri, Siluriformes, Ictaluridae. The transcript has 9 exons. The record is from RefSeq and is a predicted model, not a curated record. Gene Ontology annotation, biological process: cell adhesion; angiogenesis. Gene Ontology annotation, molecular function: protein homodimerization activity; protein heterodimerization activity. The coding region runs from base 184 to 1170 and encodes 328 amino acids.
AACUUUAUUCCAGUCCAAACGGCUCCACUUUGGACACAUUAGGUCACUAUUUAUGGUAAACAAGUCAUUAUUUCGUCAUUCUUCAGUUCCAUAUGUAGUUCACCUAUAGAGGGAACACGCAGGCACGCGCAGCACAUACCGGAAGUGGACUCGCUGCGACCUCUUCCACAGCGUUUUGUAGCCAUGGCAACUGAGCACGGUGGCAGCAUCCUCCAGCUCAUUUACCCUGCGCGCGGACAGCUGAGCUUAGCUAAAUGUGCUUCCAAAAUGGCGACGGGACGUCAAACAUUUGUAACGGUGCUGUUCUACUCGCUUUGUUGUGUGACAUUUUCUGUAAUUCUCAGAACUACAGACAAAGAUGUGUGGGCCAAUGAAUUUGACUCAAUUGAAUUGACCUGCUUGAUAGAGUCCAUAUCUACAAACAACCCUAGGAUUGAAUGGAAGAAGAUCAAAAAUGGGGUUCCCAGUUAUGUAUAUUUCCAAAAUAAAAUUACAGGUGAUUUGGUGAACAGGGCGCUGUUGAGAGAACCUGCAAACCUUCUGAUUCUAAACGCCAGCAGAUCAGACAGCGCGAAAUAUCGCUGCGAGGUAGUUGCUAUUGAUGACCACAAACCCUUCGAUGAAAUACUUAUAAGUCUGGCUGUGAGAGUGAAGCCGGUGGUGCCAAGGUGCAGUGUUCCAAAUUCAGUCACUGCAGGCUCUUCUACAGAGCUACGGUGCUUGGAGAGCGAGGGAUACCCUCUGUCUCGGUAUCAGUGGUUUCGCAACAAUGAGGAGCUGCCUGAGGACCCCAAAACCAGCAUCCGCUUCUACAACUCCUCAUAUGUCAUGAACAUUGAGACUGGGUCACUGAAAUUCAGAAUAGUGAAGAAAGAAGAUGCAGGGGAGUACCACUGCCAGGCCAGAAAUGACGCUGGUCACACAAAAUGCACACCACAGCUUAUGGAAGUCUAUGAUUUUGACAUCGGGAUGAUGCUCCUCAAGAUUUUAGCAGGAGUGAUCGCAUUCAUCCUUUUAACAGUGGGGCUCUGUCUGGUUCAAAAACACGGCUACUGUUCCUGCAGAGAGGAUAAAGAAAACGAUUAUAAAGUCCCUCAAUAUGACACUGGAAAGGAUUGUGUCAGUGCAGAUGAGGGGCAUUUCCGGCACAAAUCCUCUUUCAUCAUAUGACCAAGAAACGAUGAAGGACACGCAGGAGAGACAACAGCUGAACUGUGUGCCACAAAUACAAACUAUCACAAUGUGAAUUUUCUUCUAAGGUGCAUAAACAUGAUCUUCUUUGCCAAAGCUGUUAAUAAACAUCACAGUAUUUUACAGACGAUACAGUAUUUACAAUUCUCUGGGAAAGUUUUAUUCUUCAUAUGUUACAGGAAAUAUAAGGACGAUUUUUUUUUAAAUGUAAUUCACCAAGAUGUUUUUGUUUGUUUGUUUGUUUUUUUUACAAAGUUGGAAUUUUGAAUUUUCAAAUCCAAAAUCUGUCCAGAACACUACAUUUAGUGAUGAGCUGUGUACAUGGUUCAAGAAUGUGCAAAGAAGCAAAUUUUUAUUGUUGUGGAACUGAAAGUGCAUCUACAUUCUGCGAUGUAUAAUCAGGCAGCGCAGCACAAGGCAAGGGUCAAUCAGUCAGUGAGCUGAAUACAGUAUUCUGUAUUUUAGACACACUAAAUCAUCAAAGCUGGCGUGAGUGUGUGUGUGUGUGUGUGUGUGUUUUUUGAUGUCGGAUCAUGGGAUGUUGUGUUGGUGUUUCAGUGGAAGUUACAUAGGUUGUAAAGUUUUAACAGCUCAGUUUCAGCGUUCACAAGUCUGUUAAAUCCAUAGAUUUAGGUCGUGCUAAAUGACUAACUUCUGGUUUUUCUACGCUUUAUUUUAUUUUUAAAUAUUAGAUACACAUUAUGUGUUUACAGUUCUGUCAGUGGUCUCCCUUUUUCUCUCUAAGUGACCUUCAGUAAUUUUUUAAAAAAAUAAUAAUUUUCUAUUAUUAUUCUUUUGGACAAAUUGUCCAGGUUUGUGGUGGCGUUCAUGUUUUAAUCUGUUUGUGGUAUUUGGUUGUAGCAAAGUCAAAUGGAAUUGCUGCGAAGAUUGUGGGCCAUGACCAAUAAAUAAUGAUAGUAAUUAUAACUUAAAUUACACUAUUUGGAAAUUUCCAGAUUUCUUCUUCUUCUUCAUUCUUCUUCUUUUUUCAGAUCUAAUAGUUGGUUCAUUCACACUACCAUCAAAAAAAAAAGAAAAAGAUUUUCUGACAGGUGUCUGGUUAUUAAAAUGGUUUUCUAUUCCAAAGAAGCUAUUCUUGACUGUUAAAUAUUCAAAAUGUCUUACAAUUUUGUGAGUUUGGACAAAUUGUCUUCCAUGAUGGCAUGUCCCACUGUCUUACAGGCAGCAUGGAUGACUGUUAUUAUGAAUGCUGUAAAAAUGCACCAUGGAAAAGAAAAGAAGGGAUUGGAUGUUCAGAUAGUGCAGUGAGGUAAACUCUUAUAUUAGAAAUGAAAUAUUACUCGACAGUACUGGAAUGUGAACUUUGCUAGGUCUGAUGUGAAUAAUAUUUGGGCUUUAUGUUGGAGAUGUUUGAUUAUGCAUGCCUAAGCAAGAACUGUGCAAGAUGAACAUGCUUACAAUGAUUUGAUGAAAAUAUUCAAAUGUAUAUACAGUAUUUAGCCUCACCACAACUGCCUGUUUGAUACCAAAAUAUUUUAGUGUAUCAUAUAAAAGUAACAAGUUCAUGAGUCUAUUCGGAUAUUUGUUACCCUUUAUUACUGUGUGUGCCAGUUCAUUGUCAGUGUUGGUGUAGUUAUGUUUGCUGCUUAACUCACAUGUAUGGUCUAAGAAGGUGCAUUCUGUCCAAAAUGAUUCCAUAAUUAUUCCAUAAAUAUAUAUAAUCAUUAGAUAUUCUUUGGAUUCAGAUUGCAAUUUCAGAUAUAUAUUCUUUAUCUGAAAUAAAUGUUUUAUAUCUAUAUAUCUCUAUAUAUAAAAUAUGUGACAUUCCAGGUAUAAAUAUUUUAUGUGUGCCAUUUACAUGACAGCUCACCUGUCGUCCUGUUUAUUGUUUUUGUAUUGUCAGGGUGUUAUGUGGUGUUGGUAUGGUUAAAGAAAAAGAAAAAAGUUGUAAUGUACUUCUAAUGUAAGAUUUGAACAGCAUUAAACCAGUGUAAAGUUAUGAUGUACUUAUUUUCUGUAAAGUAGAUGAUAACAUUACUCAGGAGUUUGAAAGAAGUGACAAUUUCUGUACACUGUUAGAGUUUUAGUGAUUCUAUUCGUUUUAUUUAAUAAAGAUGUUGUUUUAGAACAUA